UAGAAAUGCUUAUGCCAGACGCGGUUUAAAAAUCUUCUUCCCUAAAACAAAACAAAACAAAACAAAACAAAAAUCUUCUUCCCCAAAUAUUUUUUUUUCAGACUUAAAAGUUAAAAUCACUUCCCCCGAUUUCAUUGCGCUUCCUUUUCUCUGGGUAUGGCUAGGUGCUGCUCCUGUGUUGCGUCGAGGAACGGCGAAUCUUCAGACAGAGAAGAUAAUACAGGAACUCAAGGUGUUAGGGCAGACCAAUCUGAAUCUCCUCAAUAUGUUGUUGCCAAUGCUCGUAAAUUCAAAUUAAGAGAGCUAAUUGCCGCCACUGAUAACUUCAGUCAAGAGCAUUUUUUAGGGGAAGGAAGAUCGGGACGUGUGUAUAAGGGUAUUCUCGAAGAAGACGGCCAGAAAGUUGCUGUGAAAAAGCUUACGAUGAAUACCCAACAAGGACGUGCAGAAUUUCGAGCUGAGAUUCAAAUGCUCAGCGGAAUUGAGCAUUCUAACAUCGUCAAGCUGAUUGGCUAUCAUGAUAAAGGGGACGUUCUAUUUAUCGUUUAUGAGUUCAUGCCAUCACAGUCGCUGGAUCUUCAUUUAUAUGAGCAUGAAGUCGGCAAGAAGCCUCUAGACUGGAAGACCAGGAUGAAGAUAGCAGAGGGUGUUGCCAAGGCUUUAAAGUAUUUGCAUGAUCAAAGGGAUCCUCCUAUAAUCUAUGGAGACCUUAGACCAUCUAAUAUUUUACUCGAUGAAAAAUUUAAUCCAAAGCUGUCCAAUUUUAAUACUGCAAAACCUGGUCCUGCUUGGAAUUGCUUUGGUGCUUCUGGAAAGGUGAUGGGCACACUAGGUUAUUGUCCCCCAGAGCAUGCUAUGACCGGCAUGCUCACUAGGGAAUGUGAUAUCUAUAUAUUUGGUGUUGUUUUGCUCGAAUUGAUCACUGGGCGGAAGGCAAUUCAAGAAAACCUGGCUUCUCGACAGCGCAGUGUUGUUGUAUGGUCUCUCUGCAAUAUGCAUAAUGUCAAAAGGAAAAGUGGAGAACUAUAUCCACCAGCAUUUGAAAAAUCUUGCAAAUGAUGAUAUAUCCAUCCAUACCUGGACAGAGGGUGAAAUAUUUUUCAGAUCCGACCAUAAAGUAAAGUAAAAGGGUCUCUCAUCUCAUCGUUAUAUACUGUCUUCAGGAAUACGUUGAAGUGCUGAAAGUAAAAAAUUAAAACCUUGGGACAAUUCUCAAAGAUUCGU
This is a messenger RNA of Papaver somniferum (opium poppy), 1224 nucleotides long. Its product is annotated as probable serine/threonine-protein kinase PBL25. The record is from RefSeq and is a predicted model, not a curated record. Bases 157 to 1059 code for a protein of 300 amino acids. The transcript has 5 exons. NCBI's taxonomy places the organism in Eukaryota, Viridiplantae, Streptophyta, Magnoliopsida, Ranunculales, Papaveraceae. Gene Ontology annotation, biological process: protein phosphorylation. Gene Ontology annotation, molecular function: protein kinase activity; ATP binding.